AACCUGACUUGGAGAUCCAAUUAGAAUCCACUUACCGUGUUGUUAGAAAUGGCUGCAGCAGUAGCACUAUCAAAAGAGCCUCCUAACGCUACGGAGAUCGAAUUUGAAUUAGACGAUUUUGGAAAGGAUGACCUCGAAGAAUAUGACUCUCGAAGAUCAGAGAGCAUGUCGUCUGAAAGACCGAGAGCAUUGUCUGUUUCUGAUGUUUUGAGUCAGCAUAUUAUGGAAAGGGAUGGCAUGGCUUCUCCGAUUAUCAGGGCUUUUACACGGAGUGCAAUUAACCGGUGGAGAGGUAACGCGGAAAAGAAGAUAACACGAAGAUUGAUGGAGGUGAAAGCUGAGCGUAAGAAGCGAGAUGCAGAAAGUAAAGAGCUUACCCGGCUUGUGGCUAGAACAGUUCCUUUGGAUGUUUUGGCCAGAGACUGGCUUAAUGACAACGAAAUUAGUUCGGAUGUGAGAGUGUAUUUGGUGGAAAACCUCAUGCCAACGUUGAUUUUAGGAGUGGAGAAACUGUUGAACGAGGUGGAAAAGAGAGAUUUGGCAGAUUCUGAGGGGUUCUGUCCAGACUUCAAUCCCAUAGAUUAUUUAGCUCAGUUUCUUAUGAGAAAUAAUCCCAGAUACAGUAACUUUGCUGAAGCCUCUCCCUACGCAAAGGGCCUGCGCAAAGUAGUGGAAGACCUCAAGAAGGAGGUUUUUUCUAUGGAAAAUAACAAACUUGCUAAACUCAAGGCUGAUGCCAAGAAGAGGCGCGAAGCAAGAGAAAAAGAGGAGAAUGAAAGGAACAGGGAAAAGCGACGGCGUUCUAUAGCAUUAGAGGAGCAAUUUCCUGAGUGGACGGCUGAUUGGAAUGGGGUUCUACCACUGUCAGUGGUUCAAAAUGUGCUGAAAUCUUUUGAAGAAGUAGCCACAAAUCUUCCAGAUGAAAUCAGGAAAGGUGCAGCCUUUCUUAUUCCUCUUGAAACAACAGAUUCCACUGACAAGAUGGUGAAUCUUCAGCAAUUUAAAGAAUAUGUUCGUCCAUAUGCUGGCAAUUUGUCUAAGGAAGCUUUCAAUGCAUUUAUUGAACACUUAACUCGCUGUGCUGCACACUACAGAAUUGCAACUGUGAAAGAAGCCAUGAGACUUACUUUGAGGAACCUUUUCUUGAGCUGUGACAUGAAGAAUUCUGGUCAUGUGGACAGAAAGCGUAUUUUGGAUAUCAUGAGCUCAUUUUACGAUAAUGCCGUUGAAGCUGUUAGGUCUUCUUUACAAAAUCCAAGGAAAUGGCCAGUUUUAGAAAUAGAAGAAACCACAGAUGAAGAUGAAGAUGAAGAGCUGAAGGGCAAACAAGACACUGGAACAGGAACAGAUGAUCAACCCAAAAUACAAGUAGAACAAGCAGACCCUGAAGAAAUCUUACCCAAGGACGAUGCCAAUGAACCAGAACAAGUGUCAGAGGAACCAAAAGAAGGAGAGAAAGAAAAGUUAGAAGAAACUCCUGCAGAAGAAGACACUGCCCAGAAACCAACAGAAGAAGAUGAAAAACCUCAAGAGGCUGAGGAGGGAGAGGAGCAAACCAUUGAAAAAGCUAAGGAACAAACUGGUGAUGGAAAUGGUGAUGAACAGAUAGAAGGUGAGGAAGAUGAUAAUCAAGACAAAUUACAAGACAAUGCUGUUGAAAAAGAGAACAUAAAGGAAAAAUUGUUAGAUAACGAAGAAGAAGACAGAAAGCUGCUGGAAUCAAUCCCAGAUGAAAUUGAUGAUCAGAUGUCAGAUCAGGAAGACACAGAAACAUCAGCCAGCACACUACCAAGACCCAGGUCUGCUACUGAAGGAUCAGCAUUUGAUGAAAACUCACUUAAUCAGCCACAGUUUAUACAUUUGCUGGAAAAGUUUCUUGGAAAUACCCCUAUCAAGCAAGUGUUCGAUGAUCUCGUCCGGUUUGUAAGAGCCAGCUAUGUGGAAACAGAUGAUGAAAGAAUGGCAAGAAUAAACAAGGCUCGUUUAGAGGCACGUUCAGCUAAGAGGCGUCGGCAGGUGGAUCAGCUUUAUGAGUUGUGGGACGUGAACGCCUCUGGGUAUCUGGAACUGGAUGAAAUUCAAGUUGUGUUGAACAAAUGGCGCGUGGAUGGAAUUGACAACUUCAAGCAAGCGGUCUUUCGAGGAGCGUAGGCGGGGUGAUGCACGGAAAAGAUGGAUGACCAUGAUUGAUGCCGCUGCUCAGACUGGCGGAGCGCAACUCGAUCCGGUCUAUCGUGCGGUGUACCAUGUACUCUUCAAAGACGCGGAUGAGCAUGGAAAAGGGAAAAUAUUGAGUUCUUCAGUGAGUAUGCUUGAAAACAACGACGACCCGAGCCAAAUGCACCGCGGUGAGACAAUUUUACGAUACAUGUCCAGCACAGUGGAUGACAUUCCAUACGUUGUGGGCAAAGUUUUGUAUAGAGACAUGAAGACAGUUUCUUGGGCUGCAGUGGACUCUGGGAAGCCUAUCCACGUCCCUAAGGUGUCAACUCACUCUGGAGUGACGAUGUGGAAUCCUACCCGGAGAGAAGAGGGAGGAGACGGUUCGUUUAUUGCACUGCCACUAAAGGAUCAUGAACGGCGAGUGAUCGGUAUCCUGGGUAUAGACACCUUAGCGGACCCUCAUAAACCAGUAUUCAUCACACAUGAGAUCAGCUUCUUCCAAGGUGUAGCCAAAGCCUUGAGUCAGGCCAUACAGUUUGUUGAUAUUCGUCGGAAAACACUCAGAGUUGCCGAGUCAGCAGUGUCUUGGAUCUUGCGACGGAGUCCUAAUGUGCAGAAUGUCAAUGUUUACUUAGUGGAACCCGGAUUAAAGCCAUCUGACGGUUUGGUCCUCCGCCGAAUGAGGACGCUGGCCCAUAACGGGUUCAGCCAGCACUAUACAAGUCCGCCAAGGCUGGACAGAAGAGAUAACCUGUUCAGGGACUAUUUGUUUAAAUGUGUGGAGAGCUCAGAGACCAUCACUGCAGACGCGUAUGGAGAGCGUCACAUGGCUUUUCCCCUCAGAGAUGGGGAAGGGAGAGCUGUUGCCGUAGUUGACAUAAGUAUCGGUGAACUUAGAGCACUUCCACCGCACGAGAACAAGGAAAUACAACGCAUGCUCAAACUGCUGGCCAAGGCACACAGGGAGGUGGCUCGAGAAAUCACCAGUGGAGCGGCAGAGAAACACAUCGUGUUGGAGGUGGAAAAAGAGUACGAGGACGCCCGUAUUGAUGUUUUGUUUGACCGACUGAUGCUGUUGGACCUGAGAGAGAACGUGGGAAGACUGGACGCCAGGGCUUUCGCCGAGAUCAAGAGCUACAAGGAUCCGCCCAAAGUGAUUCACGAUAUUCUGAAGGCAGUUUUAGGCAUCUUCCAUCCGGAUUUGGAGAAGCAGGACAAGUUUAACGAGUGGAGCAUGUGCAAACAAAUGGUCAACCCAGAUCUAGUUCGUCUGAUUACAUCCUACGAUCCUACAGCGAGGGCAAACACUGUUAGCGUGGAUGCGAAAUCUUUAGCUGGAAAACUACAGGAUGUGCCUCAAGGUGCUGUGGCAAAGCACGGUUCAUUACCAGCUCAGUAUCUGUUCAAUUGGGCUUUCGUUUGCUUGUCUCUGAUUGAACACACGGAGAAGAUGUGCGAAACACGUCCGGGAAAAGUUGUGAGCCCGCAGGCCAAGAGCGAAGUGGUCACCGAUGUCGGAAAGGGAAGGCCCUCGCCCCAGGACACAUGGACGCGUUCGGAAACGACCGAGUAAUUUUCUCUUGAUGAAUCUAGAUAGUAAUGUUUUAGGGUUAAAAGUCCAUCAUACAUUUACUACGUAAAGGUAUUCUAACUGAAUACAAUCGAGAAUAGAGAAGAUAUACAAUGAUUACGAGUGUAGAACUUGGAAAUUAGACGUAAUUUCUUUUUAAGCUCCAUAAACGGUUGCAUGAUCUUAGAUUCCAAGCUUUCAUUUUGAGCAGCGCUGCCUUAACGGAGAGAGCUGUGGAGAAAGUUAACAGGUCUGACUUAGAGUUCCUACAAGGAAGUUUACUUCAUUUUUGCAAAAUUUGUUCUCGUUCACGGUUAGUGAUGAACUGGCAAUGGGCGACAGUUAGAUCACAACAACAACAACAAGAAUAACGAGAUCGGCGACAAAAACAACAGCAACAAAAAGAAAAAUAACUAUUACAGCAAUAAACAACGACUAAAACAAAAAGAAAUGGGAAAAAGGACUAUUGAGCUUUUUUUCGUAUGGAAAACGUAUACUUAGUCUUGUUAAUUAAAAAAAAUUCUCCCGUAGCAGACGGCUAAGUUUGUGGUUGAUACUCAAACAGCUUUCGCCCGUACGUCCUUUACUUGAUUCCCUUUUGCCAUUGCUCUAGAACUAUUUAUUUUAAAGGAGAGUACAUUUAUCAAGUUUUGUACAUACUAUAUAUGUAUAUAUAUUUUUUAGCUAUCACAGACAGUUUUUAUUUCUGUCCAUUUUUGUAUCAAGAGCUUGUUUAGUGUGGAACGAGCAACUAUUUUUCUAGGGAGUUUAAUGUUUGUAAAAUUUUAAAGACUUUUUCACGCGUGUUGAUGCACGGUUUGACCAAGGUGCGAGUUUCCAAAUAAAAAUGAUUUAAAAUGA
Messenger RNA from Pocillopora damicornis (cauliflower coral), 4594 nucleotides. Its product is annotated as EF-hand calcium-binding domain-containing protein 5. The record is from RefSeq and is a predicted model, not a curated record. Gene Ontology annotation, molecular function: calcium ion binding; protein binding. NCBI's taxonomy places the organism in Eukaryota, Metazoa, Cnidaria, Anthozoa, Scleractinia, Pocilloporidae.